Molecule: messenger RNA, 2278 nt
Organism: Leptomonas pyrrhocoris
Lineage: Eukaryota; Euglenozoa; Kinetoplastea; Trypanosomatida; Trypanosomatidae
Exons: 1
Coding region: 203-2278 (691 amino acids)
Molecular function (GO): protein binding
Source: RefSeq, a predicted model, not a curated record
AGCCUUCCUUUUUUUUGCUUUUGACUUUUCUGUGGCUUUGUGCUCGACACUGCGGGCGACGGAAGGAGAUUCCUGACGGCAUCUUCGCGCCCAUACGUAUUUCUUUUCUUCAGUCACUUCUCUGUUUCCUUCUUCUACCCCCCCCCAAAAGGUCGUGUUGCUACCACAAAGAGAAGCGUUAGUCCGUUUCUUGUGUGCAGCGAUGCUGUCCAGCACGGCACUUACCAGGUGCUUCGCAUCACUGGCCGUAGCCUCCGCCACCACCUUCAUGCAGGAACACGCGGCGGACGCACCGGCAGCGGCUGAGGUGGAGCCGGUGUUGUGGAUCGACGACGUCGCACCUGCCCAGAAGGCGUUGGAAGAGCACAUUCGGAGUGCGGCGUACAAGGAGCUGCACCGCCCUGCCCUGACGACCUCCGCGAUGGGCCUCUUUGGUGGGGAGCCCGGGUUUGAGAAGGCGUAUCGAGUGUGGGUAGACCCCGACCGGCCGCACAUGAAGCACGUGUUCAACCAGACCGCGCUGGCGAAGAACCUGCGCUACACCCGUUACGGCUACUUCAAGCGUGACAUGCACCUCCUCGACAUCGACAAGCUGGUGCGCCACGCCCGCAUGCUGCCCACGCCGAACCGCCUCCUGACCGACUUUCUGUAUCAACGCGUGCCGAUGCCGGACAAGAGCUGUGCGGCAAUUCUGCGCUAUCAGCUAGAGCAGCUGACGUUGAUUGAGGACUGGCAGCGGGUGGCGAGCUUCGCGUGCGCCGAGGAGAUCUUUGAGCGGAUGGUUGUGACGAACAUCCCACCCGUCGACGUCGGCCCCGAGACGCACGCGGAGAUGAUUCGCUGCUGUGCCGUCUGCGGGGCGUGGGAGAAAGGCUGGGACGUGUACCUGCAGCGUGCGCGUGAGCUGGAGGCGGAAGCGGCGGGCAAGUCUGUCGAGGCCUUUACCCUCUCCACAUACUUCUUCGACGCCGUGUUAGAGUUGUGCGUGGCGUGCAAGAAGCCGGCGGAGGGGAUGGCGGUGAUGACGGAGGUUAUUCAGCGGCACCUGCGUCCGCGCCCUUCGAUGCUGGCCAAGACGAUGAUUCUUGUCUCAAUGGCAGCGGAGCAGCUCCAACCCGCUUCUGUGAAGGCGUCGGCAGCUGCUGCAACAGCUUCUGACGAGGAGGCAGCGCCUCCGGAUACCGCCUCCGCCUCUCCUCUGACGCACGCGGACGAGGCGCGAGCGGAUCUCGACACGUACCUGGCGCGUGGGCUGGAUGCGUGGUCCUUGUACGACUUCUACGCCCUCCAGCGCAGCACUGGGUGCGUGGAGGCCUACAUGCGCAUGGGCGCGAUGCUGCAGAGACCAACCCUCGUCCUCGAGGCGCUCAGCUUCGCGGACGGGGCGAAUAUCCGCGUCUCACUCGAGUGCUACUACUGGGCUGUGUACGCUCUCCGUACGGUGCCUGGUAUGGGCGACUACCUGAUCGAUCUUUUUGGCCAGCUGCCUCAGCGGGGACUGUCUGCUGAUUAUGUGCUCUACACGUUGGCCUUCCUUUACUGCGCCCUGCAGGCCGACGGCGAGCUGGCCGUCUCCGUGUAUCGGCAGUUUUACCAGCACAGCGAUAUCAACCCAACACCGGAGAUGACGCUGCUGUUUGUGCAGGCGUGUGCUGUCAGUGCGGAGAGCACAGUGGAGAUGCUUGUGUGCUGUGAGGCCAUGAUUCGGCGACUGGAGGAGGUGGGCAGUGCGGUUGACAACAUCGAUGCCAUCUACGACCAAUGCAUCGAGCUGGCGGCCCACGUCGGUGCGGUGAGCGCGGCGCACAGCAAGGUGAAGAAGCUCGUGAGUUUUGGCAAGUCGCUGACGACGCGCAUCUUGAACUCGCUGCUCCUGGCAAACGCGCAGUCGACGGACGGCUCGCUGAGGAUGUCGGCAGAAAUAAUCCGCCUGUACACCCUGCUGGGGAUUGGUGUGAACGACGACACUCUAACCUGUCUCACGAUGUGUCAGGCGGCACACGGGACAUCCAGUGAAGUGGACGCGUUUUGCAGGUCCGUCGAGGCGGCGCAGGCGGCGAGCCCAACGGGGACGCUUGGCGAGGAUGCGGAGGCCGUCAUUGCCGAUACCCCACCGCAUCAGCUGCGGCAGCUCAAGACGGCAUGGCGUCUGCGUCCGCGAGACAUGAUGCUGCGUCGCUUUGGUCAACACACCAAGCCACCGGGCAAGGAGCAGGUGGGCAGCAUGUUGGGCAGCACCGUUCCGUUUGGGCGUUCACCAGGCGAGCGGAAGGUGUAG